AUGCUGACGUCAUCGAUACGGGCGUGCGCCAGCGGGGAGCAGCUGGAGUUUGAGGCGCAGGCGCUGGUGGGGCGGUGGCUUGCGGAGGCCAGCCCCAGCAUACCCCCCCAAGUGGUCAAGCGGAUUCUGCCGCGUCUCCGGGGCCGCCUCAGCCGCCGGCGCGUGCGCGCCCACCUGCACCGCCUCAAGGAGAUCACCGAAUGGGUGCCCAAGCGCCUGGACCCCAUGGGUCUCUACUUCUGGAAGCGCCCCUGGCGCAACGUGCUGCUGCUGUGGGUGCUGUCACACGUCUGCCUGCACCCCGCGGAGUGGCUCUUCAGCGUCACCGCGGUGAUGGCUGUGUGGAUGCUGCGGCUGGCCUUCUUGCAGGUUCACGCAGGCAUCGUGGGGUUCGAGGUGGCCUGCCCCCUCGAUGAGGACGAUGAGGAGGAGGAGGAAGAGGAGUUCGCCAGCGGCGACUCGGUGGGGGAUCUGUCGAAGGCGCUGUCUGGGCAGAGAAAGGCGGCCAGCAGCAUGGAGGCGAAGGAGAGCUACCGCCGAGCAGCACUCAUGCUGCGGGAGCAGCUCCGCGGCGGCCCGAAGGACCCCCACGCCGCCGCCCUCGACGCCGCCGCGUCCCCCCAAAGCUCAGCCGCGGCCGCGCGCCGCGGCGCCACCGAGGGUGGUGGUGGCGGCGCCGCCAGCGGCCGCCGCCGCAAGGCUCAGGAGGAGAUGACGCUGGAGGCGCUGCAGCGGCAGCUGCAGGACGGGGACCUGGACCUGUCGGCGAUCGAGGGGCUGCUGGACCAGAUGACGUCACUCAGCGGGCUGAUGAGGCUGCUCAAGACCCACAGCAGCCACAUGCGGCAGGCGCGCGGGCGCUUGGGGUGGCUCUCCAAAGUGUUGACAAGCUACGCCCUGCUGGCCCAGAACAUCCUCGAUGACGUCACCACGACCGCGGAGGCCCUCUACUCGAUGGCCAGCGGCAAGGACCUCGUCGCGUGCGCCUGGCUGUACGCGGGGCUGCUCUCCGCGUUCGCGUUCUGCUGGUGGGCCGGCCUCGGCUGGGGCGCGUUUGUGGCGAUCUGCUACAUCCUGCGGCCGCCCUUCCUGAGGGGGGUGCCCGGGGUGAUGGGGUUCCGCGCGUUCUACUCAAACCUGCCGGCACGCAGCGCCGACGACUUCAUGUGA
Monoraphidium neglectum is the source of this 1170-nucleotide messenger RNA. RefSeq lists its product as hypothetical. The transcript is spliced from 6 exons. Lineage: Eukaryota; Viridiplantae; Chlorophyta; Chlorophyceae; Sphaeropleales; Selenastraceae. The coding region runs from base 1 to 1170 and encodes 389 amino acids. The record is from RefSeq and is a predicted model, not a curated record.